Messenger RNA from Diceros bicornis minor, 2201 nucleotides. RefSeq names its product tRNA mitochondrial 2-thiouridylase (gene TRMU). The record is from RefSeq and is a predicted model, not a curated record. Gene Ontology annotation, biological process: tRNA wobble position uridine thiolation. NCBI's taxonomy places the organism in Eukaryota, Metazoa, Chordata, Mammalia, Perissodactyla, Rhinocerotidae. The transcript is spliced from 11 exons. Gene Ontology annotation, cellular component: mitochondrion. Gene Ontology annotation, molecular function: sulfurtransferase activity. Bases 403 to 1563 code for a protein of 386 amino acids.
GAAGUAGGUUGAGCCCUGAUUAUGGAAGAUGUAUUAGGGACUUUAUGUUGGGCACAGAGCCCUUCAAGGUUCCUGACAUGGGGUAUGGGCAUGUUUUGGGAGAUGUGGAAAACUAGGCAUGGGGAGACCAGAUAUUUUAUUUACUCUUUAGGAAGGUAAGCGCUGCUUCCUCCCCACGAUCCAGACUACAACUUGGUAUUCCAGCCUUUCUUGGGGGAAGCUGAUGGACGCAGCAAAGAAAAAGCGUGAUCCUCUCCUCUUGGCAUCAAGGGCUUUCCCAGUCUUGUUGGAGGUGCCUGUCCUGUUAUGUGCCCCCUGUAAAGUUAAGGAUAAGCAAGGCGCUGAGGUCCCAUCUUCGAGUGGCUGAGCCUGCGCCCGUGUUACCAAGUGACAGGGGUGUUUAUGAAGAACUGGGACUCGCUGGAUGAACAUGGAGUUUGCACUGCUGACAAAGACUGUGAAGAUGCUUACAGAGUUUGCCAAAUCCUAGACAUCCCUUUCCAUCAGGUGUCCUACGUGAAGGAGUACUGGAACGAUGUGUUCAGUGAUUUUUUAAAUGAAUAUGAAAAAGGAAGGACUCCCAAUCCUGACAUAGUCUGCAACAAGCAUAUCAAAUUCAGUUGUUUUUUUCAUUAUGCUGUGGAUAAUCUUGGAGCAGAUGCAGUUGCCACAGGUCACUACGCAAGAACCUCUCUGGAGGAUGAAGAAGUCUUUCAGCAGAAGCACGUUAAGAGGCCAGAAGGGCUUUUCAGAAAUCGAUUUGAAGUUAGAAAUGUGGUAAGACUUCUCCAGGCAGCUGACAGCUUUAAAGACCAGACCUUCUUUCUCAGCCAGGUUUCCCAGGACGCCCUGAGGAGAACUCUCUUCCCUCUGGGGGGCUUAACGAAAGAUUUUGUAAAGAAAAUAGCUGCUGAGAAUAGACUUCAUCAUGUGCUUCAGAAGAAAGAGAGCAUGGGCAUCUGUUUCGUUGGUAAAAGAAAUUUUGAAAAUUUCAUCCUUCAGUAUUUACAGCCUCGACCUGGUAAAUUUAUUUCUAUAGAAGACAGUAAGGUUCUGGGAACACAUAAAGGUUGGUUCCUGUACACUUUGGGCCAGAGAGCCAAGAUAGGCGGCUUACGAGAGCCCUGGUAUGUGGUGGAGAAGGACGGCGCCAAGGGUGAUGUGUUUGUGGCCCCCCGGACAGACCACCCGGCCCUGUACAGGGACCUGCUGCGGACCAGCCGCGUGCACUGGAUCGCAGAGGAGCCACCCGCAGCCCUGGUCCGUGACAAGAUGAUGGAGUGCCACUUCCGCUUCCGCCACCAGAUGGCGCUAGUGCCCUGUGUGCUGACCCUCAAUCAAGACGGCACCGUGUGGGUGACGGCUGUGAAGGCUGUGCGGGCCCUCGCCCCGGGACAGUUUGCUGUGUUCUACAAAGGGGACGAGUGUCUGGGCAGCGGGAAAAUCCUGCGCCUGGGGCCGUCCGCCUACACGCUCCAGAAGGGCAAGAGCAAAUCCAGAGUGGCCACCGAGGGCUCCAGUGAUGGCCUGGGCAAUGGCCCUGGCUUGGGUCCGACGCUCUGACAGAGGCCGAGAGGCUGCUGAGCACCCGGGAGCAGAUGUGGAGGAGCAGAGCCCAGGCCGCGGCAGCCAGGGUCUUGGCUGCUGCUGCCCAAACCAGGGCGAGCCUGGCUGCGUCUGCCGCCCGGUCCCAGCCAGGCUGGCCAAGGUCUGGAAAGGCUCCAGAGCCAGGGAGAGCCCCAGGAGGGGAGGACCCGUCUUCUCCAAGUUGCAGCUCUAGCCAGAAGGACUUGCUGGCCAGUGGGUCUGUCCCAGGUACCCGAUUUAUAGAAUUCCUCUUUCAUACCUUGGGAAGGUUUUCCACCAGGGAGCAUGUGGAGGGGACAGCGUCGAAUAAAAAUUCUAUCUGGGACAUGGAUUCUGAUAGUGGCCUCCAGUGGGCUGGAGGCCCAGGUGGGCCCUCUCAGGGGCUCCACUGCAGUGGCCCCUCUGACGGUUGAGGACAGGAGAGCGAUGGAAACCCUGCCCACCUCUCCCUGAGAUCCCAGCCUUCUCUUAUCACAGCUGUGCCCACCCUCACCCUGUGGUAGAGGACAAGUGACAGAGAGAGAGAGAGAAGGAGUGUGUGUGUGUGUUUUGUGGGGAGAGGGUGGCUUGGGGCAGGCCGAAAGCUGCUUGAAAAUAAAGAACGUCAGAGCCGG